UUCAACAUGUCGUCUUCGUCGUACCACAUCACCACUCUUCUUGAGAAGAUGGGUGACGCUGACAAAGACUUUCGAUACAUGGCACUCACUGAUCUAAUGAGUGAGCUUCAGAAAGAGAGUCUAUCACUUGACAGUGAUACUGAAGAAAAGAUAUGUGAGCGUCUCCUUGUGCUGUUAGGAGACAAGAACGGUGAAGUCCAGAACUUAGCGGUGAAGUGUCUGGGACCGCUGGUGGGCAAGGUGAAAGGGAACAGGGUGGAGAACAUUGUGGAUGUGCUGGGGAACAACAUGCUGAGUCAGAGCGAACAACUCAGAGGCAUUUCAACUAUGGGUCUGAUGAUGGUGAUCAGUGAGCUACACAGCUCGUCCCUUGCAGCUCCUGUCAGUAGGCGGAUAUGUAGCAAACUCACUACUGCUCUUACCUACCCCAAAUUAGAGGUACAGAUCCAGCUAGAAAGUCUGGACAUCAUGAGUGAAGUGCUGCACAAGUUUGGCAGUCUAGUCCAGUCACAGCACGACAAGGUUCAGGCGGCUCUACUCCCACUACUUGCUAAUAACCGCGUUGCUGUAAGGAAGAGAACCAGCGUAGCUAUAGGGUAUUUAGUACAGAACAUCAGCAAUUCCCUGUUUGAAGAGCUGAUAAAGCAUGUGAUGGAUAACCUUGUUAACCCUACUAAAGUCCUUCAGAGCUACAUCACCUGUAUCAACGUCAUCAGUCGACAUGCUGGGCACAGGUUUGGCAACAAACUAAAGAUAAUAGUUCCUAAAGUAGCAGAGUUUGCUCAUUCUGCAGGAGAGAAUGAUGACCUGAGGGAGUCUGCCAUUCAGGUUCUGGAGUCGUGUGUACUAUGGUGUCCCGGAGAAAUGCAGGAGUUUACCGCUCAGAUAGUAGACAUCUCCCUUACUUACAUCACUUACGAUCCUAACUAUAACUACGACAGUGAGGAUGAAGAGGAUGAGGAGUAUCUGGAUGACGAGGACGACUACAGUGAUGACGAAGACAUGAGUUGGAAAGUUAGAAGAUCUUGUGCGAAGUGCCUCUCUGCUAUUGUCCAGGCCCGUCCCGAGCUGCUAUGUGAUAUCUACACCCGCAUAUCCCCUGUCCUGAUAUCCCGUUUUAAGGAGCGGGAGAAGAGUGUCAGACUGGACAUUUUCAACACUUACUCCUGUAUCCUCCGUCAAACUGCUGCCAGUAAACACGAUAUUGCCCCUGAGGACGAGAUGCAGGAUGUCACGCCGCUAGCCCAGCUGGCAACACAAGUAGAUGCCAUUGUACGUGGUCUAGAGAAACAGUUGUACGACAAGAACGACAAAACACGACAGAGUUGUUUCUCCUUGUUGGGCGAGCUGGUUACUGUACUGCCUGGCUGUCUUACCUCUUAUGUGGAUAUUCUUCUGCCUGCUGUUCACAAGUCUCUUAGUACAAAAGGAGCAAGUUGUUACAUAAAGAUAAGCUCUCUGUCCUUCCUCCGCACACUUCUCACUCAUCACUCUCCUGAAGUGUUCCAGUCUAACCUCCCUGAUACACUCUCCUGUGUUAUUGGUGCUGUUCAGGACACUUUUUACAAGGUCAUAUCGGAAGCUCUGCUGGUAAGCGAACAGCUAGUAUUUGUAAUCAGACCCCCUAACAGUAAUAAUCCGCAAGUAUCAGAGCUAUGUACCGCUAUUUUCAAUGCCACCUUGUACAGAUUGAAGGAGGCUGAUUUAGAUCAAGAGGUCAAGGAAAGGGCUAUAACUUGCAUGGGACAUUUGUUGGCGAAUAUGGCAGAUUUACUGCAGUCGCAACUAGCAAUAGCUUUGCCGCUGUUUUUGGACAGACUGAGAAACGAAAUUACAAGACUCACGACCGUGAAAGCUCUUAGUGUCAUCGCCAAGGAGAGAGACCUCUACUUCAAAGAACUGAUUGGCUACGUGCAGACCAGGGAAGGAGCCGGUAUUGGAUUCGGUGAUCAGAGGAGGAAGAAGAACAAAAAGGAGCAACUGGUGGAGAUAAUUAAGUCUCUGAAAGAAGAGGAGCUCCUUCAAACUCUCUACGAUAAGAGAGUCCAAGGAAAGUUUCUAACCUGGGAGAACACCAUGCAGCUAGACACUGGCUGGCAAAGCCUGCUGUAUACCUUGAGCCCCGAGCUGACAAAGUUCCACCUAAAUGCCAUCCACGACGUUGCAAGUACACCUAGCAACCUCCAGCUUUGGAACUACAGCUCCACGAACAACUGUCCCCUUUGUGGGCGUCAGCAGUGCAACCUAAAGCACAUUCUAACGUGUUGCCCAGUGUCGCUUAAACAAGGAAGGUAUAAUUGGAGACAUGAUCAGGUGCUCAGGGUAAUCGUGCAACCAAUUGCAGAGAAGCUGAGGGAGAUAAACAGUGCUACCCCAAAGACAGAAGUAAAGAGAGAGUGGAGGAAGUUCGUAUCCGGAAAAGGAACCUACAGGAAACCCGAAGUACGGCUUACAGAAGAACCUCAUCUUCUAGAGGAAGGUAACGACUGGAAACUAGUGUUUGAUGAGGACGAAAGGACAAGACAAUUCCCCCAACAUAUUGUCAACACAGCUCUCAGACCUGAUGUGGUAAUAUACUCUAACACACUCAGGAAAGUCAUCCUGAUAGAGCUGACCUGUGGAAACGAGGAGAACUUUGAGGACCAGAGAUCCCGGAAAGAGAAGAGAUACGAAGAGCUAAUGGUGGAGAUCGAGACCGCAGGCUGGGAAGGAUAUCUCUUUACAGUAGAAGUUGGAUGUCGUGGAUUCUACCACCACACAUUACCCCGAAUUUUCAACUUCCUUAACAUCACCCGGGCAAAGAAGAAGAGGGCACUUAACACAACAGCGGUGGUGUCCCUGAAAGGUUCCUACACUAUCUGGCUUAGUCGCUACAACAAGACCUGGAGUGACAACUGGCAGCUGGCUGAAAGACCCUGCCCAGUUUAA
Bolinopsis microptera is the source of this 2928-nucleotide messenger RNA. RefSeq names its product cullin-associated NEDD8-dissociated protein 1-like. The transcript has 15 exons. The record is from RefSeq and is a predicted model, not a curated record. Bases 7 to 2928 code for a protein of 973 amino acids. Gene Ontology annotation, biological process: SCF complex assembly; protein ubiquitination. Lineage: Eukaryota; Metazoa; Ctenophora; Tentaculata; Lobata; Bolinopsidae. Gene Ontology annotation, cellular component: nucleus.